GUCCUUGCAAAUAUACAUCCGCUGCUAUGGUCUCGGUGCUUCCGUAUGAAAAUAGGAAGGAGCCAUCUGUUGAAAAAAAGAAAGUAAGACAUAAAAUUUUCAAAUCUUGACCUUUUCCAAGUUCAACUACAUAUGAAUUCGACAACUCGCAGACCUAUGAACGACAUCUUUAUCCACCAACCUACAACCCAUCGAAAUGUCCGUCACGACGUUAAAUGGCCAACCUACACUUAAUAUUUCCGGUCCUGGCCAGACCGCUCUCUCCCGUCUCGAUCCGCUCAAAAAAGUCUUCACCAAAUUCUUUUCUUCCAUUCCACAAAAAGUACGAGGUCAUGUUGUUGCUGUUAUUGGCGAACUUAUUGGCACAACUGCUUUUCUAUUCAUCGCAUUUUCCGCAGCUGAAGUCGCUCUCGCGUCUGCAAAUGAUAACAAAGGCGAUAAAGUUAGCUACGAGACAAAAUCGAUUAGUACGACUCAGAUAUUGUUUAUAGCAUUUGGAGCUGGAAUAAGUCUGGUGGUUAACGCGUGGACUUUUUUCCGUAUUAGUGGAGGGCUGUUUGACCCAGCAGUCUCUAUUGCAUUGUUCUUCGUCGGCGCAAUCGAUUUGACUCGAUGUGUACUACUUUGUAUAGCACAAUGUGUGGGUGCAAUUGCUGCUUCUGCAAUGGCUUAUGGUUUAUAUCACGGAGGUUUACAUACGGCAACUACACUUAAGCCUGGCAUGAGCCCAGCACAAGGAGUUGUUCUUGAGAUGAUACUCACAUGUCAGCUCUGUUUUACGGUUCUUAUGCUCGCAGCUGAAAAGCAUGAGGCUACAUUUUUGGCACCUCUGGGUAUUGGAUUAUCUGUGUUCAUAGGGGAACUAUCCGGCGUCUUCUGGACUGGCGGCUCCAUGAACCCAGCCCGCUCUCUUGGUCCCGCAGUCAUAACCUUAAGUUUCCCAAGCUACCACUGGAUCUACUGGGUCGGCCCUAUUGCCGGCGCCGGCCUAGCAAGUAUAAUCUACAAACUAAUCAAAGCACUCGAAUACGAAACCGCACAACUCUCCGAGAGCGAAAUUCACGCUCAUCCCGCUGAAGACUCAGAGAAAGCAUCUGGGCACACGGGUCCCUGUGAAUGUAUGUGUUUCAAGGUCGCGGCUCAGGAACAAUCAUCGACCGCAAGUAUGCUGCAAGUUGCUACGACGGAUGCGAGGAAAAGCUCGAGUCUGGUUCCGACGAAAAGUACCAAGAGUGGAAAUUCAGAUAUGAAGAAGACUGAGACAGUGGUGGAAGAGCCGGCGAAGAUUCAACCGAAGGCUCCUCCAGUGGCUGACGAUGGUUUCUUUGGGGAGAUGUAUGCAGAUUGAGUGGAAACUUACAACAUGAUUCUAGGAUGAAUAUCAGUAUUAUUGUUUGUCUAAAGUUGGACGACUGUGUUAUAAAAUUGGUUUAGUGAAUUAUUGAAUAACUUCUUCCCUUUUCGGGAUGAUUGGUGUAGUUUAUGAUGAGGUUCUGUGCGGGUAUA
Molecule: messenger RNA, 1506 nt
Organism: Botrytis sinoallii
Lineage: Eukaryota; Fungi; Ascomycota; Leotiomycetes; Helotiales; Sclerotiniaceae
Exons: 3
Coding region: 197-1348 (383 amino acids)
Biological process (GO): transmembrane transport
Cellular component (GO): plasma membrane
Molecular function (GO): water channel activity
Source: RefSeq, a predicted model, not a curated record